AUUCCCAAAGUUACAGUCCAAUAUAAAUAUACCCUCCAUUCACUCCUAAUUAACUCACCCAUUUCUCAAAUAUUUCAAAUAUUUUUCAUUUUCUCUCUCUAACAUUCCAAAUCUUUUCCUUGUAAUUGCAUGGCAAUCAGCUUGUUAACCCAUGUGGUAUCCGACCUCUGUUUGGGAAAACCAGCACUAAAAUCACUUUCUCUCUCCUCAAACACCACAAUUGCUGAUGCUCUGUCCGCCAUUAAAGCUUCUGAAGAUAACUUCAUUAGCAUAUGGUGUUGUGACCACCAAAACAAGAUUAGCACCACUAAUCCUAGGAAAUUAGGGGGUGAUGAUCUGAAUUAUAAUCAUAAUUAUAAUUAUAAUGUUAAUUAUGAUUAUGGUUCUUCAUGUAAAUGUGUUGGGAAGAUUUGUAUGGUAGAUAUUAUAUGUUUUUUAUGCAAAGAGGAGAACUUGGAAUCUCCUACAUCUGCUCUGCUUUCCCCUGUUUCUGCCAUUUUGGCGCAUGAUUCUGGCUUUAUCAAACACGUGGAUCCUUCCACUAGCUUAUUGGAAGCAAUUGAUCUGAUCUUGGAAGGUGCACAAAACUUAGUGGUGCCCAUACAAAACACAGCUAGCUCAUAUUGUAGAAGAAAGCAGCAGAAGGUCAAAGGACCAACAAUCCACAACGGUCGUGAGUACUGUUGGUUGACCCAGGAAGACGUGAUCCAAUUCAUCCUAAGCCGAAUCGGGUUGUUUACCCCGAUCCCAGGCAUGUCAGUGGAGGAACUUGGAAUCAUUCAAACCAACAUUCUCGCUGUGGAUUACCAUGCCCCAGCCGUGAGUGCGCUUGAGGCAAUUUCACAAUCGUUAGUUGAGCAAUCCUCUGUUGGGGUGGUGGAUGAAGACGGGGUCCUUGUCGGGGAAAUUUCCCCAUUUACCCUCUCUUCCUGUGAUGAGACCGUUGCAGCAGCACUAAUGACCCUCUCUUCAGGAGACCUUAUGUCCUACAUUGACUGGGGUGGCCCACCUGAGGAUAUUGUAAGUGUGAUGAAGGAGGGAUUGAAGGAGAAGAAACUAGAAGGGUUAUUAGAAUUGUUGGGUGAUGAGUACUCGUCAUUGUCAUUGUCAUUGUCAUCGUCAUAUUCUUCUUCUUCUUCUUCCUCAUCAGAUGACGAGUCAGUGUCCUCUACCACGUCUUCCACCACUUCCUCGAGACUUACACGGUAUAAUAGGUCAUGGAGCUACUCGGCUAGGAUAGUUAGGAAGGCAGAAGCAAUAGUUUGUCACCCGAAAAGCUCAUUGGUUGCGGUGAUGAUUCAAGCUAUUUCACAUAGGGUCAACUACGUUUGGGUCAUGGAGGAUGAUUGUACUCUUGCUGGAAUUGUCACAUUUCGUGACAUGCUUGAGGUUUUCCGAGAGUAUUUAGCAUCAAUGGUCGAGGAAUGGGGUGCUUGAUUAGCUACAACAAUAAUUAAGAUGAAUAAGGAACACCCGCUUCUGUACCUGUACGUGCCUCGUACACCAGACCCAUCGAUCAAAGCUAGUUGGUUUUGAUACCAAUCUUGAGUAGAGAGGCCUUAGUAACAUUAGCUAAUGUUCAAGAGUUAGAAUUUCGAAUUAUUUUUGGCUUUUUCAUUUGGACAUGGGGUAUAUACUUGUGGUAAUUAAAAACUUUUUUCCUUUCUUAGAAGAGUUUAGUAGUUGUGUUGUCACGUACAAUUGUCAAUUAAGGAUAGUGCGUCUGAUAUUUCUUUCUUAAUUAAUUGUGUUUAUCUCCUUAAUAAAUUUAUUAUGUAUGCACUUUA
Messenger RNA from Spinacia oleracea (spinach), 1787 nucleotides. Its product is annotated as CBS domain-containing protein CBSX5. The record is from RefSeq and is a predicted model, not a curated record. Lineage: Eukaryota; Viridiplantae; Streptophyta; Magnoliopsida; Caryophyllales; Amaranthaceae. Bases 130 to 1437 code for a protein of 435 amino acids. Gene Ontology annotation, cellular component: nucleus; cytoplasm. The transcript is spliced from 2 exons.